UUGUUUGUCUCAUUGACUCAAUAACUACUCAUAACCUGUAAAUAGUUGUUAGAAGUCUCAGUGAAACAAUGUCGAAUUUAAUUAAUCGAUCGAUCUUACUAUUUAAUAGGUGUUCGAAUCAAAUUUUUCGAAACAAGUGCUUACACGAUGCGCAUACAUAUAAACAGAAUUAUCUACAUAUUCGAUUUAUAAACACUUGGAAGAAUACAUACCAGAAGAUGGAUUUUACAUCGUUACCAAAGAUGAAAAAAAGUAUUUUUAAAAUCAAAAGUCCUAUUACAUUGAGAAGUGCAACGAUCACGAGUAUACUUGCAGGAGCAUUUAUAGGAUAUAUAUAUUAUUUGAAGCAAACAAAAGAUCUUUUAUUGGAAAAAGAAAGGAGACGAGAAAUAGGAAAAGCUGCGAUAGGAGGGAAAUUUGAACUGGUCGAUACCAAUGGGAAAUUAGUUAGAUCGGACGAUUUCUUAGGACAAUGGAUCAUGAUAUAUUUUGGGUUUACGCAUUGUCCAGACAUAUGUCCAGAUGAACUUGAAAAACUAACAGCAGUUGUCGAUCGUCUUGAAAAGGAAUACAAUACAAAAGUACAACCAAUAUUUAUUUCUGUGGACCCAGAUAGGGAUACACCAGAAGUUGUAGGGAAAUAUAUCACAGAGUUUUCUGAUAAAUUUGUUGCUCUUACCGGCUCCAAAGAACAGGUUGCCCAAGUGUGCAAAGCUUAUAGAGUGUACUAUAGUAGCGGACCCAAGGACAAAGAUUCAGAUUACAUUGUCGACCAUACAAUCAUCAUGUACUUGGUGGAUCCAGAAGGUUUAUUCGUGGAUUAUUAUGGUCUGACGCAUACCGCGGAACAAAUUGCUCAGAGUGUCCAUUUAAAUACAGUAAAAUAUAAGAAACUUCAGAAACUUGAAUGGUUUCCAUCUUUAACGUUAAAAAAGACUUUAUAGUUGUAACAUACUUGUGUUAGAUGCAUUUCUAUGUGUACACAGAAUUUUUAAAUUGCAUUUUUAACGAAUAUUAUAGUGAUAUUAUAGUGACUUAUA
Molecule: messenger RNA, 1040 nt
Organism: Megalopta genalis
Lineage: Eukaryota; Metazoa; Arthropoda; Insecta; Hymenoptera; Halictidae
Gene: Scox
Product: Synthesis of cytochrome c oxidase
Biological process (GO): intracellular copper ion homeostasis; mitochondrial respiratory chain complex IV assembly
Cellular component (GO): mitochondrial inner membrane
Molecular function (GO): copper chaperone activity; copper ion binding
Source: RefSeq, a predicted model, not a curated record